Molecule: messenger RNA, 4062 nt
Organism: Phoenix dactylifera (date palm)
Lineage: Eukaryota; Viridiplantae; Streptophyta; Magnoliopsida; Arecales; Arecaceae
Source: RefSeq, a predicted model, not a curated record
UGAACUUGUCCCUGAACUAAAAUCAGUCAUUCAAAACAGCAAUCUCAUUUGUCCAAGCGCAUCUUCCCAGUGGAACACCAUAAAUGCACUUACAGUACUUAAAACAGUAAUUAGACCAUUUCAGGUUGCAUGACCUGCCUCGCUCUUGCCUAAAUUUGCCUUGGCAGGAAUUUGCCUCCAUAUUUUAAAGGGUUGAUGUCUGAGGGUGAGCUUGGGCACCAUGGUAAGCUUGCUCUAUUGUGACUUUUGAAACAUGGAAAUGCCUUUUCCGCAUGCGAGGGUAAAGCUGCGUACAUCUGACCCUCCCCAAACCCCGCAAUGGUGGGAGCCUUGUGCAUUGGACCGCCCUUUUUUUCAUUUUAAAGGGUUGAUGCCAAGCUGACAACUAGGUAUAGAGUUUGUUCAAUCUUUCACUAGGGCCUUCUCAACUUAGAGUUCUUCUCUAAUCUAUUUGAAAAAAAAGCUCAGAUGUUGAUGAUGCUGAUUAUGAAGCAAUUGAUAAAAAUGAAAGCAAUCUAUCAUAAUAAAGCUUCUUUUAGUAGAUAGUUGUGACCCGCCACAGUCAUAAUUGGUUUUCUAAUAUUUUUGUUUUUCCAUGAAUUUGAAUUUAAUCAUAUCUGAAGGGAGGAAUGCUGUCAAUGCUGACUGUAGGUAGAUUUCUUGCAUCCCAUUUCUCAUUUAGACUUUGAUUUUGUACAAAAUUCUACUGCUCUUUGGAAGCCCCCUUGUUUAUGCUCUUUUGGAGUUACUGUUCUGGCUUUUCCUUAAUCACGCACCUUGAUUUUCUUUCUUUUGCAUUUUCUCUAUAGAAUUAUUUCUUAAACAUGUUUUUGAGCUGAACCAUUUUUUGUUAGAUAUGUGCUUUAGGCCAUUGGAUGUGAUUUUAUUUAUCUUCUUCAGUACUUUUAUAUGGACAUCUCAUGGUUUUUAUUGUUGGCAAUAAGCCUGAUGCUGGACUUGAACAAAUUAGGGGAUAUCUGUAUAUUUCUCUUUUUUUGCUUUUGCCUAUUACUCUAGUUGAUUGGUUGGAUAUUGUCCAGUACUUUAUGAAUCCAAAAGUUCCAAAGGAACCCAUGCCAUCACAGUUGGAGCUGAUAGCAAAAGACAUUCUUGUACCUUUACAAGCAACAUUCCGUCACUUUGUUGAUAAGGCUUUAUCGCUUCAAGAUAGGAUACAAGUAGAAUUUGAACAAAUCCUUCUUAUCAUAUGCAAGUGCAUGUAUUUUGCUGUGAGGUCAUAUAUGCCAUCUGCAUUGAGCCCACUUUUGCCUUCUUUUUGCUACGACUUGUUCCGAAUACUGGAUUCAUUGAGUUUAGAUCGUACUUCUUCCAAAGAUGGAUCGAUGCUGAGGCUGAAGACUGCAAAAAGAAGCUUAAUCAUUUUUUGCACUUUGGUCACUCGCCAUCGGAAGCAUACUGACAAGCUGAUGCCGAGCAUCAUUAAUUGUGCUUUCAAACUAGCCAAGCAGAGCACUUGCAUUGCUAAGCUCGAUCCUCUGUCAGAGCGGAUUGUUUCAUUGGCAUUUGAUGUAAUUUCUCAUAUAUUAGAGACAGGCCCUGGAUGGAGAUUUGUAUCACCACAUUUUUCUUCCCUUUUGAAUUCAGCAAUCUUCCCUGUGUUAUCAUUGAAUCAGAAGGAUAUAGUGGAGUGGGAAGAAGAUACUGAUGAGUACAUUCGGAAGAAUCUCCCAUCUGAUCUUGAUGAAAUUUCAGGAUGGGCUGAGGACUUGUUUACAGCAAGAAAAAGUGCAAUUAAUUUACUUGGUGUUAUUGCAAUGUCAAAGGGUCCACCUACUGUCUCUUCAGUUUCAAAACGUAAGAAAGGUGACAAAAGUAAAGGAAGACAACAGAGAUCUGUUGGGGAAUUAUUGGUGAUACCAUUUUUAUCCAAGUUCCCCAUGCCUUCUGAUGGGGAAGAGACAUCAUCUAAGAUCUUGAGCGAUUAUUAUGGUGUUUUGAUGGCAUAUGGAGGUCUACAAGAUUUCUUAAGAGAGAUAAGUUCAGAAUAUACAACCACUUUGGUUCGCAAUCGAGUACUUCCAUUAUAUUCAUUGGGUCAAUGCUCUCCAUAUUUGAUUGCUACAGCAAACUGGGUAAUAGGAGAGCUUGCAUCCUGUCUUCCUCAGGCUAUGAAUGCAGACAUUUAUAGUUCAUUAAUGAAGACAUUAACCAUGCCAGACAUUGGCAAUAUUAAUUGUUAUCCUGUCCGUGCUUCUGCUGCUGGGGCCAUUGCAGAACUUCUUGAAAAUGAUUAUGUUCCGGCUGACUGGCUCACCCUCUUGCAAGUCUUGGUUAAUGGGUUGGGUAGUGAAGAUGAAAGCGAGGCUUCUCUUUUGUUUCAGCUUUUAGGAACUGUGGUUGAGGCUGGGCAACAGAAUGUGGCCACUCAUAUUCCUGUGAUUGUGUCCAGCAUUGCUGGUGCUAUUACAAAGCACCUACCUCCUAUCCCAGAGCCAUGGCCUCAGGUGGUUGAGCAGGGCUUUGCUGCAUUAGCAGUGAUGGCCCAAACUUGGCAGGAUUAUAUGCCAGACGAGACCAAGAAGCAACAAAAUCAGGAGUGGCAGUGUGGCCGGGCAGCGAUUGCUAGGACAUUUUCAAGUUUGUUGCAACAGGCUUGGCUCAUAUCUGUGAAGCCUAUGGAUUCAGCAAUAUGUAGUACGUUACCACCUCCAUCGUGCAUAGAUGAUGCUUCUGCAUUGCUUGGAUUUAUUAUGCAGUCUGUUAUUACAUUGGAAGAAGUUAAAGAAUUGAAAAUUACAGAGUUAUUAGCAGUAUGGUCUGAUCUGAUUGCGGAUUGGCAUGCUUGGGAAGAGAUUGAAGACUUGGCAAUUUUCAGUUCCAUCAGGGAAGCUGUCAAUUUACAUAGAAGAGUUGACUAUACGGAUUUUUUCAUGAGAAGGAUGUCAUCUCAUAUUUCUUCAGGUUCAACGCGCACCAUUAUUGAAGGCAUCUCUGCUUUUGUCACUGAGGCCAUUACAGCAUACCCAUCUGCAAUGUGGAGGGCUUGUUCAUGUGUGCAUGCAUUACUAAAUAUUCCACGGUUCUCAUUUGAGACAGGAACUGUCAAACAGUUGAUCACAGUUGCCUUCACACAGGCAGCAUUUUCUCGUUUUAAAGAUACGCAUAACAGGCCUGCUGGGCUUUGGAAGCCUCUGUUGUUGGCUAUUUCAUCAUGCUAUCUAUCUUAUCCUGAAAAAAUUAAGCAAAUUCUAGAGAAGGAGAAGGAUAAUGGUUUCUUGUUAUGGGCAUGUGGGUUGGCUCAUGUCUCGAGUAGCUCUUUUGAACCUUCUCUGUCAUCGGAGUCUGAGAUCAAGUUAGCUGUGAUAACGUUAGCAAAGGUGGUCGAGCAGCUUCUGGGGUCCCCUUCAGAUAGUGACAUUAAGAUAUAUCGGGAUUGCUUUGUGUCAUUGAUGGAGGCAUGCAUACAUCUGAAAGAGGUUGGACAGGAGGAUGAGGAGGAGGAGGAUGGUGCAGGAGACAUAGAGAAUGAAGCUUCAGAUGAAGAGAGCGAUGAUGAUGAGGAUUCUGAGGAGGAUGAGCGUGAAGAGACAGAAGAAGAAUUCUUGGAGAGAUACGCGAAAGCAGCUGAUGAGUUGAGUGAGAUGGUGGAAGAAGGAGAUGUAGAAUAUGAAGCACAGGAGCUUGAAUUGGGUUCCUUGGAUGAAGUUGACAUACAAAAGACAGUGCUUUCACUAGUACAGAAACACCGCCAAAUCCUCAUACAGGUGCAAGCAUUACCAUUGCCAUAUAGUGUGUUCCAAAGGGUCCUGAGCACGUUUCCAGAAUAUGGUCUGUUAUUCCAAGUCUCUUGAUGGGAACUGUUGCAUCAGAAUUUCUGACACAUUCAGAUAUUUGUGGUUAAAUCUUUUUGCCCCCUUCGCGAUUCCUUUGUUAUGUCACUGUACAUUGUUAAGGUUUCAAUACGCAUUGCCUAUUCAAAGUGCAAGUUACUUGUAUUCUUGAUUUGUAUAUUUUGUCUAUUGAUAUAUAUAUUUUUUGCUUUAUUCUUUAAUCGUAUUGACUUGUUAAGAUGUUAAAAGAGAAGCCCCUUGUUCACUUUUA